AUGCUUGGGCUGACUUGGCUGGCUUACUCCCUGGUGGCGCUUCUCCCACUGGCCAUUUUGGGGGCUGCUCUGUUGGGGUCUUCCCUUUUCUGGCAGCAGGCUCCAGCACGGAACAAGAUCCCCAGGGCACAGAAGCGCAGGGAGAUGGCACUGCAGCAGAUGGAGACCCUGGCACAGCGUCUCCGGCAGCAGGAGCCAGAGUUGGAUCCUCAGUUUAUCCUGGAGCUGCCUCUGACCAAGUUGGUUCAGAAGCUGAAGGCUGAAGAGUUGAGCCUGGAGAGCGUCCUCUGUAGCUACUUAGAACAGGCACUGAAGGUGCACCAGAAGGUAAACUGCCUGACAGAUUUCCUGGGGGAGUGUGAGGGGCAACUGCAGGCAUUGAAGAAGCUCAAGAAGAGCGAGAGAGGCCUUCUGUAUGGGGUCCCCGUAAGCCUGAAGGACACCUAUGACUGCAUGGGUCAUGACUCCACGUGUGGCCUGUCCCAGCUCCUGGAGAGGCCAGCAGCCAAGGACGCGGUCACUGUGGAAGUGCUCAAGGCUCAGGGAGCCAUCCCUUUCGUUAAGACCAACGUGCCCCAGACGCUGAUCAGCUUUGACUGUAGCAACCCCAUCUAUGGACAGACUCUGAACCCUCUGAACUUGAAGAAAACACCUGGGGGCUCUUCAGGGGGCGAGGGAGCUCUGCUGGCAGAGAAGGGGUCCAUCCUCGGCAUGGGCACCGACACAGGGGGCAGUCUCCGCAUACCAGCCAGCUUCUGUGGUGUCUACAGCCUCCGGACCACCGGGCGCCGCCUCAGGUACUUGGUGUCCGGGCCCUUCCCUUCAGGUCCUGAACUGGGAUUUGGGGGUUUGGGGUUUUGCAGCUACUCUGGAAUCGCUUCUGCUGUUCAGGGUGUGAAAACAGUGACCACAGCAGCUGGCCCCAUGGCCCGGGAUGUAGAGAGCCUGGCGCUGUGCCUGCAAGCCCUGCUGAGUGAAGACAUGCACCGACUGGACCCCACUGUGCCCCCCGUGCCCUUCAAGGAGGAGGUGUACUCUAGUCACCAGCCCCUUCGCAUUGGCUACUGUGAAUCAGAUGGCUUCACCCAGCCAUCGCCCAGCAUGCUCAGAGCCAUGAGGCUCACCUCCAGGCUGCUCCAGGAUGCAGGACACCAGGUCGUCCCCUUCUCCAUCCCCCGCGGGGGAUAUGCCUUCCAGCACCUGUUUACCGGGGGCCUGUUCGCUGAUGCUGGGGCCACCCUUUUGGAGAAGCUUGAGGGGGACAUUGUGGAUCCCUGUGUGAAGCCCACAGUCAGCCAGUUACGUCUGCCAGAUGCACUGAAGCGUGUCUUGGCCUGGAUCCUGAAGUAUAGAGAGCCCCGAGUUAGCCAGAAAUUGGAAGAGUUUCGUGGAGUCAGGACGACCAAGCAACUGUGGGAGCAGCACACAGCUGUGAAAGAGUAUCAGCAGGAGUUCAUAGCAGAGUGGCGGUCCCUCGGCCUGGAUGUGCUACUGAUACCCACUGUGGACCCUGCCUUCUCCAUAGGCUACCCUGCCAAAAGUUGGGAUAGCCUCUCCUAUCUAAGCCUGUUCAACGUGCUGGACUUCCCUGCCGGUGUGGUACCAGUCACCACCGUGACACUACAGGAUGAGGAGGAUCUGGUCUUCUACAAGGGGUACUACGGAGAUAGUUAUGACAGAAAUUUCCAGGAGGGAGUGAGAGGAUCCGUGGGACUUCCAGUGGCUGUACAAUGCAUCGCUUUGCCAUGGGAAGAAGAGCUAUGUCUCCGGUUCAUGAAGGAAAUAGAGACCUUGACUAUGAACCAGAAGAAAUCUGAAAGGCUGACAGAAUUCACUAUAGUCCUCUGUGUGGGUGCUCAGUGCAUGGACUGCCUGACAGUCCAAGAUGGGGAACAAGGCCUGAAAACAACGGUGCUGGGCACUGGUGUUCGGAGGCCAGGAAAUCUUCCUGAACCUCUUUCCUCGCGCCUGUACGACCGACAGGAGCGUCCAUACUCGCCGGCUCUGAGGUUCCAAGGGGGAUUUAAAGGCGGGCUCAAGAGGCCCAAGGGCCUCAAUAGUGGCGGCGGUGACAAGGUCGACGUCGUCCGCGCCGCUCUCGCCCUCCCGGGCUCCCACCGCCUGGCCCCGGGCGCGGGCGGCGGGGCAGAAGGCGCGCUCCGGGGCAGGGCCUCCGCCCCGACGGCCCGGCGACCCGCCGCGGGCCCCGCUCCUUCCCAGGCGCCCCCGCGCCGCCGGCGCUUUGAAGUCCCAAUCCGGCAAAUAGAGUCAAUCAAUUAUGAAGGGAACAAUCUGGCGGCCCCUCGGGGAGCGGCGGCCGAGCGAUCCCGGGGGAUUAGGCCGCAAAUCGCGCUGAGCCUCCCUAAGUGA
This is a messenger RNA of Condylura cristata (star-nosed mole), 2370 nucleotides long. Its product is annotated as fatty-acid amide hydrolase 1-like. The coding region runs from base 1 to 2370 and encodes 789 amino acids. Gene Ontology annotation, molecular function: fatty acid amide hydrolase activity; amidase activity. NCBI's taxonomy places the organism in Eukaryota, Metazoa, Chordata, Mammalia, Eulipotyphla, Talpidae. The transcript is spliced from 17 exons. Gene Ontology annotation, biological process: fatty acid catabolic process. The record is from RefSeq and is a predicted model, not a curated record.